CCUCUCUUUGAUACUCUCCCAGUCACCGCCUCCUCACGAACAUAACACCUGCCCAGCAUGUCGUCUCCCCAGAUGAUCACCCUCGAGCAGGCCACCUGGGCCUGGAUCGAGGCUGGUGCCAAGAAGCACAAGAUGGACAUCCUCUCGAGGUAUCUCAAGGCCUUCCAGGCAGGCUACCUCCUGUCCUUCGGUGGCACCCUCGUGCAGAUCAUGACCGCCAACCCAUGGUUCACGACUAACGCCCCUGGCCUCCUCAAGAUCCUUCAGGGUCUCGUCUUCCCCCUCGGUCUCGUCAUGAUUGUUCUCUUCCAGGCCGAUCUCGUGACCGGUCAGAUGGCCAUCAUGAUCAUGUCGACAAUGAAGCGAAAGGUGCCCCUCUGGGCCUGGUUUGUCGACUGGACCCUUGUCUUCAUUGGUAACCUCUCUGGUGCACUCUUCUAUGCCGGCAUCGUCGUCCACUAUGGUGGCAUCUACACCCCAGCAAUCAGCAAGAGCGCAGCAAUGGCAGCCGACAUGAAAGCCGAGGCGGCGUUCCACGAGAUCUUCUUGCGUGGAAUCGGCUGUAACUACGCAGUCGUUGCCGCCGUCUUCAUGGCCAGCCUUGCCAAGGACGUCGUGUCCAAGAUCUUUGCCUCCUACCUGCCCAUCUUCUUCUUCGUUGCUGCGGGCUACGACCACGUUGUUGCCAACAUGUUCCUCCUUCCCGAGGGCCUCAUGACGGACAUGGCCGAUUUCAGCGUUGGACGCUACAUUGGCACAUCGAUCGUUGCAUCCUUCCUGGGCAACGUUGUGGGCGCCGCGCUCCUCGUCGUCCCCCUGGUCUACAUUCACGGCCGCGAUGAGUUUGACCCAAACAACCUGGAGGUGGCCGACGUGGGCGCACACGGCUCGUCGAGCCCCAACGGCACCGUUGCCGGCCACCAGCAGAAGAAUGCAGAGUGGCGAGAGGACGUCGAAAGGGCAGCUGCCUCCAAGUCCGGCUAA
This is a messenger RNA of Acaromyces ingoldii, 984 nucleotides long. Its product is annotated as Formate/nitrite transporter. Bases 58 to 984 code for a protein of 308 amino acids. Gene Ontology annotation, biological process: nitrite transport; transmembrane transport. Lineage: Eukaryota; Fungi; Basidiomycota; Exobasidiomycetes; Exobasidiales; Cryptobasidiaceae. The transcript is spliced from 4 exons. Gene Ontology annotation, molecular function: high-affinity secondary active nitrite transmembrane transporter activity. The record is from RefSeq and is a predicted model, not a curated record. Gene Ontology annotation, cellular component: membrane.